Messenger RNA from Closterium sp. Yama58-4, 3963 nucleotides. The record is from the annotation of a GenBank genome assembly. Lineage: Eukaryota; Viridiplantae; Streptophyta; Zygnematophyceae; Desmidiales; Closteriaceae.
AUGCCCACGGGCUUCACCGGCGCGCCGGAGGCGGUGGGGGAGGUCUGGAAAGCCGACUGGUACAUCACCCACUGCUACAAGAUCCCCGCAUUGGCGCAACUCAACCACCUCCUGGCGCAAAUCCCCCACGCGCCCACGCGGAACGACGUCUGGCACGCGGGGGCCGGCCCCGCGGACCUCCGGCGUUUUCACCGCGACCUGGGGGAGGUCGUAUCUGAGGCAGAGCUCGCUCAGAAGCAGCUGGGAAUCUUCCUCCAAGCCGUGCAGACGACCGCGACGGGACUCCAGAAGGAGAUCGGCAAGCGCCUAUCGGCGGAAAAUCCAUCCGUUUUUCGUAAAUGGAUUCAGAAGCUUCCCGGAUUCGACGACCCGCUGCUUGCGGGGGGGGCAGGCGGGGGGGUAGGGCAUGACGGUUCGCACAGCAGGAGCAACAGCGGGGGCGCCGGGAGCGGCGGGAGCGGCAACGCGGCCGGCGGGAAGCUGACGGACGGCAGCAAUGGGUCGUCGCCGGCGAAUAAGGUGAGCAGCGAGUCGCCACGUGACGACAACGCGCCGUCGCUGCAGCCGUCAAAAGUCGCCCUUGCGAACCGCAUGCGAUCGAAAUCCAUGAACGUGACGUCGUCGGGGUCGCUGAUUCGGUCGCCGGACGACAGCGGCGUCGCCAAGCCUCUAGGCCCGGAAGUCUCACCCAUCUUCGCCUCGACAGGUCUGGCCACCCCUGGUAGUAACGGCUCUGGCGCAGGCUCGGGCGCGGGCGGCUCGGCGACGCGGAAAAUGUUCACCCGUGCAUUUUCCGUGCGCGAGCGGCCGUCUGCCGCGUCGGCGGGGGACAGCGCCGGUGGAGGCGGUAACAGUGUCGGAAACGGCGGCGGAGGGGGAGGGGGUUUCCUAGACGCGUGCGGGUUCAGCCCUGUGUUGAUGCGCGCAAGGAAUGCGGGGAGAGUAGGGCCUGUGGGGGAACACGAGGGGGAGGGGGCGGCUGACACACACGUGAUGGGGCUUGGCGCGGGGAACGGGGGGAAUGCGGGGAAUGGGGGAAAUGGCGUAGUGUGCGGAGGAAGCGGGGGAAACGGGGGGCGCGACGCAGGCAAUGGCGGGGGAAAGGGGGGCGGCGCGUCAGCAAGUGGAAUUGGAGGCGACAAUGCCGCGUUCCCUGCGAUCACCGAGAAUCAGCAGCAGCACGCGCCGCAGGGGCUGCUCCCAGCAUCGUCGGAGCGCCACUCCGGUCCGCUGCUGCAAGGCACGGUCCACUCCCCAGAUUCGCGCGCUGACGUGGCACUAGAAGCACCGGUAGAACAGCAAACGAGUGCGAAACCGAGCGGUUCGUCCAAGGGCAAAAUUGGCGCGCUUCUCUUCAGAAGCCGAAGCUCUAGAAGCUCGAGCCAUCGCUGGAGCCAAUCCCAGCAGCAGGUGCAGCAGAGGGUAGCGGAAGAGGAGGAGGAGGGCGACGAGCAGGACACGGAGAGCGGGCGCUGGAGCCCAUCCAGUGGCCGCAGGCUCGAGAGUGGCGCCUCAGGGAAGGGAUCAGCGUCCAGGCGGGGACGUCCUGCCAGGAUGAGUCACAGGAAGUUCGAGCAUCCGCGCCAUGGUUCUCUCGGCUUCUUGCCCCGGAAGCGGUGCAAGCGCUCACGCGGGAAAGUGAAGGCGUUCCCCAAGGAUGACCCCACCAAGGCUCCCCACCUGACAGCGUUCCUGGGCUACAAGGCGGGCAUGACGCACAUCGUCCGCGAGGUCGAGAAGCCCGGAUCCAGGCUGCACAAGAAGGAGGCUGCGGAGGCCGUCACCAUUGUCGAGACCCCCCCCAUGAUCGUCUGCGGUCUCGUCGCGUACGUGAAGACCGCGCACGGCCCGCGCACGCUCACGCACGUGUACGCCGGGCAUCUGAGCGACAACGUCCGCCGCCGGUGGUACAAGAACUGGCACAAGUCGAAGAAGAAGGCGUUCACCAAGUACGCUAAGAAGUUCAGCACGGACGAGGGCAAGAAGGAGAUCGAGGAGGAGCUUGAGCGCAUGAAGAAGCACGCGUCGAUCAUCCGCGUUAUGGCGCACACCGAGGUGCACAAGCUCAAGGGAAUCAAGCAGAAGAAGUCGCACCUGAUGGAGAUCCAGAUCAACGGCGGUACGAUCGAGGAGAAGGUCGACUGGGGUUACAAGCUGUUCGAGAAGGCUGUGCCGAUCGAUGCCGUGUUCCGCAAGGACGAGAUGAUUGAUGUGAUCGCCAUCACCAAGGGUCACGGUAACGAGGGUGUGGUGCACCGUUGGGGUGUUACCCGCCUGCCUCGCAAGACGCAUCGCGGUCUUCGCAAGGUCGCUUGUAUUGGAGCGUGGCAUCCGGCUCGCGUGCCGUACACCGUGGCCCGCGCCGGUCAGAACGGCUACCAUCACCGCACGGAGCUGAACAAGAAGAUCUACAAGAUCGGGAAGAAGGGCGACGAGAGCCACAAGGCCAGCACGGAGUACGACCGCACGGACAAGGAGAUCACCCCCAUGGGAGGCUUCGCGCAGUACGGUAUCGUGAACGAGGAUUACAUCAUGAUUAAGGGGUGCUGCCCUGGCGUGCGCAAGCGCGUGCUGACGCUGCGCAGGUCGCUGCUGAAGCAGACGUCGCGCAACGCGCUGGAGGAGGUGAAGCUCAAGUUCAUCGACACCUCCUCCAAGUUCGGCCACGAGGCUGCUGCUGCGUGCAUGGGGCUUGCGUGGAGGGCCGCGAAGAUGCUUGAUGCGUCAUGGCAUGUGGCUUGGGCCGCUGGUAAUGAUAAGCAGGAAGUGCCGAAUCUGAGCAAAUGCGCCGUUGCCAUGAAUCCAUGUGAAGCUGAGCAACCGAGUGCUGUUGACGCUUCCUUCGCGCCACGUAGGAUUGUGUUUGACGACGUACUCAGCCGGCAUGAGUGCGAGGAACUGGCGUUCCUUCACGCCAGCAGCAGCACGGUGGGGUACCGGCCGCAUGUGCGCUCCACCACGCUCGCCCACCUCAUUGCCACCAACUGCGCGCCGCUCAUGCUCCCCAUCCUCCCCAUUCGAGGUGCCCUUGUAUCAGUCACUGCAUACAUGUAUCUGGGGUGUGACUCGAGUUGGUCGGUUGUGCGUGCAUGCAUGGUAGAUCGCAUUCGAGACAAGGUGGAAGAGGCAUUUGGCAUGCAGCUGGAGCUGCUGGUGGAGUUCACGGGGAUCAUCAGCUGGCUGCCCGGAGCCAGCAUUGGCUGGCAUGCUGACGACAACAGGCCCUACCUCAAGCAACGCGCAUUCGCUGCAGUGUGUUAUUUGAACGAGUAUGGCAAGGAUUUCGAUGGAGGCCUUUUCAGGUUUCGACAGGGCCAUCCUCACACUGUCACUCCCAAGCCGGGGCGACUGGUGGCAUACUCGGCUUCAGGGGAGAAUGAGCAUUGCGUUGAUCCUGUGACUCGAGGUCAACGUCUCACCCUGACUCUCUGGUUCACACUCAGCCCAUCACACAGUGAAGACUCCUCCCUCCUCACCCUCCUCUCUCGCAUCCCCCUCUCUCUCCGCCCUCCCUUUCCUCACACUACCCCUAACCCUCCUCCCAUGGGGGAGGUGGGAUCGGGAGAGGGCCAUGAACCCGGCAAGAAUGCCAAGUUGGAAGCCGUAUCUGUGGACAGGGGCGGCGGACCUGAGGGGAGAGGAGGAGGAGAGCGAGGGGACUCUGUUGGGGAAAAAGCAAGCGUGUUGAUGGCAUCGGUUGUGUUCUACAAUAUUCUGCAUGCUUUACAGGUUGCAGCUUUCCACAAGUGGCAGAAUUAUCCAAGGACAGAAGAGCGGAAUUGUCACAACUGUGGCAAAUGGAAACGAUGUUCAAACUCGUGCAUCCUCUUCCUGAAGCCCUGCGAGAUGGACGAAGAGCAUGGCCAAUUUCUCCCAGAAGUCCUUACGGAGUUCUUCAGACAUGUGUACGCAGCGGAUGCGCGCUCGCAGGUUCGUUUCUGGCCUUAUUUCGUGAUCGUGUAG